AUUGGUCAACCAAGGAAAGCCACCUGCCUUCUCCGACAAACCGUGUUCAGCAUCAUCUUCUCAGUUGCCGUUUCUUCUCUCUUGGCCAAAACCAUCACGGUGGUGCUGGCUUUCCUGGCCACAAAACCAGGAAACCGAGUGAAGAGAUGGUUGGGGAAGAGCUUGGGCAACUCCAUCAUCCUUUCUUGUUCUAGUGUCCAAAUUACGAUCUGUUCCAUCUGGUUGGGAAUUUCUCCCCCAUUCCGUGACUCGGACUUUCACUCCCAGCCUGGGGAGAUCAUCCUGCAAUGCAAUGAAGGCUCUGUUUUCAUGUUCUACAUCACCCUCAGCUACAUGGGCUUCCUGGCUGCCAUCUGUUUCAUGGUGGCUUUCCUGGCCAGGAAUCUCCCUGGAGCCUUCAAUAAAGCCAAGCUGAUCACCUUCAGCAUGCUGGUCUUCUGCAAUGUCUGGGUCUCCUUCCUGCCCACCUACCUGAGAUCCCCAGAGAAGUUGCUUCCCAUCAUAAUUAUCAUUAUUCUGGUGAUAAUGGAGAUCUAUUCUGCUAGGGGGUAA
This is a messenger RNA of Ahaetulla prasina, 552 nucleotides long. Its product is annotated as vomeronasal type-2 receptor 26-like. Gene Ontology annotation, biological process: G protein-coupled receptor signaling pathway. Gene Ontology annotation, cellular component: membrane. The annotation marks the transcript as partial. NCBI's taxonomy places the organism in Eukaryota, Metazoa, Chordata, Lepidosauria, Squamata, Colubridae. The record is from RefSeq and is a predicted model, not a curated record. Gene Ontology annotation, molecular function: G protein-coupled receptor activity. The transcript has 2 exons.